ACCCAUGAUUAACUAUUUUCUCUAAUGUAGUAAAGCUGGGAGAGAUAAUUAUGGGGUAUGGAUGUUGAAGCUUGGGGGAUCAAAGGGAUGGGCAGCUAGGUGGGGUCCGUAGCUGCGUGUGCAGGUGGGUGGGUGGGGGCUUGCUGAGUCCACACUCAAACACCACUCGCAAACAGAUCUGGGCCAGGGCUGUUUAGGAGAGUGACCUUAAGAGACUUAAAUGCACAGCAGGGGAAGACAGACAAACAAAAACAAGAAGAUGUGAGAGCAAAGAGCAGCUUGAGACAAGGGGAGGGAGGGAGAGGAGGAGGGAAAGUGACAGACGCUGACAGACACCAUUCAAGAGCAAAAGAAGAAGCCAAGAGUAAGCUGCAAGAAUAGAGAAGACCCUCAGGGCAAGAGCAGGCUCUAGUAGGAGGCAGGGAGGGUGUGAGAGCUUCGGGGCCAGGAACUCUCCUGUGUCAGGCUGUUGAGUCUGGUCCCCGUUCUGCCUCACCCUCAGAUUCACUCCCUAGGUGUGUUUGUUUACUGGUUCCUCCCUGUCUCACUCAGAUGCUCCAGCUCUAGGAUCUCAGGGUGCAGAUCACAUUCUCCCAGACUCCUGAGCCCCGGGUCCAGACAUGGAUACCUCCAGCAUCUUCCUCUGCAUCCUGUUCCUUGGUGGGGCGCUGGGUCUCACCACCUCCUCGGCCCAAAGACAGCUUCACUGUUACACCUGCAACUUUGCCAAACCCUGCUACCCGGUUCCCACCAAGUGUCAGGAUGAUGAAGUUUGUGGCAUCAGUAUUGGUACCUCAGAACAGAGCGAGGUCAUCGAGCGGAAGGGCUGCCUCCCAAGGGCCGAGUGCUCCCUGCAGGGCCACACCACCUACUGGUCCCGCUCCUACACUCUCCGACACCACUGCUGCGAGCAGGACCUGUGCAACUCGGCUACCAUGCCGCGUCAGCUCCCCAGCCUCCUCCUCAUCACCCUGCUCGUCCUGGUGGCCAGCUUCACUUGGGGAGGCCACUAG
Molecule: messenger RNA, 1013 nt
Organism: Dama dama (fallow deer)
Lineage: Eukaryota; Metazoa; Chordata; Mammalia; Artiodactyla; Cervidae
Product: lymphocyte antigen 6G6e-like
Exons: 3
Coding region: 621-1013 (130 amino acids)
Biological process (GO): acetylcholine receptor signaling pathway; desensitization of G protein-coupled receptor signaling pathway
Cellular component (GO): plasma membrane
Molecular function (GO): transmembrane receptor protein serine/threonine kinase activity; acetylcholine receptor binding; acetylcholine receptor activator activity
Source: RefSeq, a predicted model, not a curated record